Molecule: messenger RNA, 3191 nt
Organism: Camellia sinensis
Lineage: Eukaryota; Viridiplantae; Streptophyta; Magnoliopsida; Ericales; Theaceae
Source: RefSeq, a predicted model, not a curated record
AUAGAGCUUAAAAUUGCAGGGGAAAAACACUCGGUUCUGUAAUAAUCUCUCAAUAAAAACCAUUCAUUCAUUCAUUCAAAAAAAAAAGAAAAAAAAGAAAUCAAACUCAAAAAACAUAUAAAUAAAUAAAAGUCAUAGAAACUUCUCUCUCCUCCCUCAUUUGGUGCUGAAUCUCUUUGGGUUGAAAUUGCAACAUCGGAUCAGACACAGACGCAGUCGCAGUCUCGGAGUUUGUGUCUCUCUCCCGGCGCCGGCACUUCUUGUCGUUGCUCAGAGAGGGAGACCCUAUCCACACCCCUCUUCCAUCUUCCAUCUUCCUCUUUCACUCUUUGAUUUUAUCUUUUAACAGGGGUUAUAUGGAGAAGUCAAACCUUUGACCUGAAAUUUUUGGUGUUAGGAUCACUAUCUCUUGUUCACUCUCUUGCUAGCAGUGCUCACAUCAGUUUUGGUUUUACUCUUAGAUGGCUACUGUUCGCUAAGGUAAGCUCUUUUAUAAAAUGCAUUACAUGAUGACAUUUGCUCGAAUAAAUGAUACAAGGAUGUUAUGUUUCUGAGAUCCACAUGCGUAUUUGACAAGUGUUGAGUCCUUUUGUUACUUUAUCACUGGUAAGCUUUCUGUUUCCUUAAUCUUUAUUUGCUUAUAAAUUUUAUUGACGUGGUUGUAAAAUUGUUUUAUCAUGUUUCUGGUUGAGUGAUGAUUUUGGGUUUUAGGCCUCUCACUAGUAACAUUUUCAAAGCUUCUGUUUGAUGGAUCUCACAUUUUGGGUCAACAUGGUCAAGUUUUUACCUGCAUUUUAUGUAUUGAAGAGGUUGUUAAUAUGUUUUUGGGCCAACCCGUCAUGGGAAAGUGAUUUGAGAAGUUACUAUAGCUGGCUGUUUGAUCAUAUGAUCUGGAUAAAUUUUAUGCAUAGAACUCAGAAGUCUCCCAGGUCAAACUAUGUACCAUGCUUACAAUUUGGACAGUGCAUAUUGACAUUGUCUCUUUAGGGUCUUCAAUUACUAACACCAACUAUUGCUUGAUUGAGUAGAUCACUUAGCUUGGUAGCCAUUGAACCUGACUUAAGGAAUGGAAGAAACACAAUGUUCUUGUUAUGCAUUUUGGUAGAUGCAACUGCUGUAUUUGAAAUUUAUUGGAUGCUCCAAUGUGAUGUAACUGGUACCUCUUUUUUAUUUUUAUUUUUAUUUUUUUGGUUUGCAGUAUCACUGUGAGGUUGGGCAUCUCAUAUGAAUAAAAUAUCUCGUUAGCAUUUGUAAAGCUAGUUAUUCAUAAUGGGUGCUUGUCUAUCCACGCCAUCUCACACAAUCAAAUCACAGAGGAAAUUCCAUCGCCGGUCCGGAAAAAGAAGGCUUGGAAGGCUUUCUAAAUACAUUCCUGAUGGAACAAAGAAAACGAAUAGUAAUGCAGGAACUCAUAUAACAGAUUUUGCUGUUAGUGAGUUUGUACAAACAACAACCACCUGCAGAAGAUCUGAGGGUUCCAAUUCAACAAUCCAUGUCACCCAGUUGCAAUGGCACCAUAGUCAGGUUGAUUCUAAUGUAAUUUGCCAAGAGGAAGCAUGGUUUGAUUCACUUAGUAUUCUGGAGUCGGACUCAGAUGAUGACUUCAUUAGUGUGCAUGGAGACUGUUUCCCUAGAAUUUCAAGCGGGCAAGUGCAUCAGUAUGAAACUUCAUCAUGCUUUGUGGAUAACAAGUUAUUCAAAGAAUACCAUGAAAGGUUUGUGAAAAUAGAUGGUGCUAAAACGGAGAAGUUUCUGAGCAAAGAUGGAUUCAAGGACUCGAACAAAUUUGCACUUGUAAGUGCCCAGGGCUAUGAAGUUGCAUGCUUGGGAAAGGCUGAAGAAUUUGCAACCAUGAGGAAGACAAAAUUAGAUAGAUCUUAUGGAAGCUUUAACUGUGUGAGACAUGACUUCGAAGAGAAAACCCAACAGAAAUUUUUGAAGUCUGGCUUAGCUCGGCUAGUUCCUUCUGUUAGCUUUAAUGAAAAGAUAAUCAAUACAAGAAGUCCAGCUCAACAACUUCAAAGAAGGAAAUCAACAGUUAUCAGACUUUCAUUAAAGAGGCAAUCUAUUGAUGCAGAAGAUACCAAUGAAUGUGGUGCUAAAAAAUUCUUCUAUCGUCCCAGAGCAGGACUUCAAAUUCCAUGUUGCAAGGAAGUGAAUCCAACUACUGGAUCUUGGUCUGAGGUUGAACCCUCAAAUUUUAAGCUGCGUGGCGAUAAUUAUUUUAAAGAUAAGCGGAAAGCCCCUGCUUCAAAUUGCAGUCCUUACAUUCCAAUUGGUAUCGAUUUAUUUGUGUGCCCAAAAAAGGUUAAUCACAUUGCCCAACACCUUGAGCUUCCUACUGUAAAAUCAGAUGGGAAACUGCCUUCUCUCUUAAUUGUCAAUAUUCAGUUGCCUACUUAUCCUGCUCCAAUGUUUCUUGGAGAUAACGAUGGGGAGGGCUUGAGCCUUGUGCUAUAUUUCAAGCUUUCUGAGACUUUCGAGAGAGACAUCUCUCCUCAAUUUCAGGACAGCAUUAAGAGAUUGGUUGAGGAUGAUAUGGAAAAGGUUAAAGGGUUUGCGAAAGAAACCACAGUUCAUUUCAGAGAAAGGCUAAAGAUAAUGGUUGGGGUGGUCAAUCCAGAUGAACUCGUAUCAAGUUCUACUGAACGAAAGCUCUUACAUGCUUAUAAUGAGAAGCCAGUCCUUUCACGCCCGCAACACAAUUUUUAUCAGGGACCCAAUUACUUUGAGAUUGACCUCGAUAUUCAUCGAUUCAGUUAUAUAGCAAGGAAGGGACUUGAAGCAUUCCGAGAACGUUUACAAAAUGGAAUACUCCAUCUGGGUUUAACAAUCCAGGCACAGAAGCCAGAAGAAUUGCCAGAGAAAGUGCUUUGCUGCGUGAGACUGAAUAGGAUUGACUUUGUUGAUCGCGGCCAAAUUCCUACUAUAGUAACCGAUGAUGACGAUUGAUUUUGGAUGGCCUGAUGCGGUGUCUGGCAAUCAAAGAUGUUGAUUUUGUAUGCAUUUUAAGUUCCCUGCAAUUCCAGCACUGUACAAAUGAAAGGGAAAAAAAUAAGAAGAAAAAAAGAAGGGAAAUCCAUUUGUUGUAUAUUAUAAAUGAGUUGUCCUUUCAUUUUUGAUAUAUUAAUCAUGUUGACUUCAAAUUGCUUUUAUUAUUAUAUGGUAUACAUUUGAAAUUGAUUUUAUUA